GGGAGCGCAGUUUGGCUGGGAGCUGCCCGGCCGCCGCCCGCUGGGAAAGGGACGCAAAGGGCACGGCCGCCGCGCUCUCCCGCGAGGGCCCGAGCAGGUGGGCGAUCCUGGGCAUCCGCCCGGGGCCGCCUUGAUAGGUCGGCCAGGGAGGCCGCGGGUGCCGGGCGCGGCGAUGUGGAAGCUGCCGAUGGUGCCGCUGCUGAUCAACCUGGCCGGCUCCGCGCUGGGCUGCUGGGCCACUCUGCGCCUGAUCCCCGCCUUCCGGGAGCACUUCCUCGCCGCCCGGCUGUGCGGGUCCGACCUGAACAAGCCCACUAAGCAGCCCAUCCCCGAGUCCCAGGGCGUGAUCAGCGGGGCCGUCUUCCUGAUUAUCCUCUUCUGCUUCAUCCCCGUGCCCUUCCUGAGCUGCUUCGCGGAGGAGCGGUGCCAGGCCUUCCCGCACCACGAGCUGGUGGCGUUCGUGGGAGCCCUGCUGGCCAUUUGCUGCAUGAUCUUCCUGGGCUUCGCUGACGAUGUUCUCAACCUACGCUGGCGGCACAAGCUGCUGCUGCCCACCAUGGCCUCCUUGCCCCUGCUCAUGGUCUAUUUCACCAACUUUGGGAACACCACCAUUGUGGUGCCGAAGCCCUUCCGGAUGCUGCUGGGUGUGCACCUCGACCUGGGGAUCCUCUACUACGUGUACAUGGGCAUGCUAGCCGUGUUCUGCACCAACGCAAUCAAUAUUCUGGCCGGGAUCAAUGGUCUGGAAGCUGGGCAGUCGCUGGUGAUUGCUGCCUCGAUCAUUGCUUUCAAUAUCACAGAGCUAACGGGGGAUUGCAAAGAUGACCACGUUUUCUCCCUCUACUUCAUGAUUCCCUUUUUCUUUACCACGCUGGGGUUGUUGUACCACAAUUGGUACCCCUCCCGUGUGUUCGUGGGAGACACCUUCUGCUACUUCGCCGGCAUGACCUUUGCCGUGGUGGGGAUCCUUGGGCACUUCAGCAAGACGAUGCUGCUGUUCUUUAUCCCGCAAGUGAUCAACUUCCUCUACUCGCUGCCUCAGCUUUUCCACAUCAUCCCUUGCCCCCGCCAUCGAUUACCCAGAUUUAACACAGGCACAGGGAAGCUAGAGAUGAGCUACUCACGGUUCAAGUCAAAGAGCCUCUCCCCCUGGGGAGCGUAUAUCCUCCAGGUAGCUGAGAAACUCUGCUUGGUGGAUGUGCGUCAGGGAACAGACAAAGAUGGAGACUUUACAGAAUGCAAUAACAUGACCCUUAUUAACUUGGUGCUGAAGCUGAUAGGACCAACUCCUGAGCGAAACUUGACAGUUCUGCUGCUGCUGCUGCAGGUCGGUGGGAGUGCAGUAGCUUUUGCUAUCCGGUACCAGCUGGUGCGGCUGUUUUACGACAUCUGAGCCGGCGUGUGGCUGUCUGCUCUUCCUCUGUCCCUGCCAUCCAUCCGUCGGAGAAAAGCUGUGAAUGCUGUCCUGUCUGGGGCAGUUCUUAGUCCCUGCCAGAAGGGCGGCUGCUGUUGCUGCUGUUGCGGGAGCAGCAUGGUGCAGCUUCUGUUCCUGACAGAACAGGGGGGUGGCUGCUUCUCCAGUGGAGCCCCACGAACUCCAGGGAAGAUCAGGCAAGCCAAAGUGUCCCACUGUCAAGUCUCCUGCAAAAGCCCCACUUUGCAGUCAGGUGAUGGGGGCUCUCCUCUCCUGGAUGCAGCUCAGAAGCCCCUCAGGUGAUCUCAGCCCACCUGUGGUCCCCUUGCAUCUCCAGGCGAGAGGGAGUCCAAUGGAGUCCACACCUUUCGCAACUGUGGGAAGUAGGAGACCCUAUAGGCUUCCUAAAUGGUUCCCCUGCCAUUUAUUAUGGGGGAGGAUUUCAUUUUGGUGUCUUCAGUGUGUGCUGAGAAGAACUUCAGUUAUUUAAGAUCUUGCUCUGAAGCCUAUUUAGAACUGCAGUACUUCUGUCACCUUUUCCACAGACUUCACCAGGUAUAAAUUUGUGCAGUGUUUUCCUAUA
Molecule: messenger RNA, 1997 nt
Organism: Candoia aspera
Lineage: Eukaryota; Metazoa; Chordata; Lepidosauria; Squamata; Candoiidae
Gene: DPAGT1
Product: dolichyl-phosphate N-acetylglucosaminephosphotransferase 1
Exons: 10
Coding region: 173-1393 (406 amino acids)
Biological process (GO): dolichol-linked oligosaccharide biosynthetic process; protein N-linked glycosylation
Cellular component (GO): membrane
Molecular function (GO): UDP-N-acetylglucosamine-dolichyl-phosphate N-acetylglucosaminephosphotransferase activity
Source: RefSeq, a predicted model, not a curated record